Molecule: messenger RNA, 2125 nt
Organism: Arabidopsis thaliana (thale cress)
Lineage: Eukaryota; Viridiplantae; Streptophyta; Magnoliopsida; Brassicales; Brassicaceae
Gene: SFP1
Product: Major facilitator superfamily protein
Exons: 18
Coding region: 451-1875 (474 amino acids)
Biological process (GO): carbohydrate transport; carbohydrate transmembrane transport; transmembrane transport
Cellular component (GO): membrane
Molecular function (GO): sugar transmembrane transporter activity; transmembrane transporter activity
Source: RefSeq, marked reviewed
AGCUUUCCAAUCCAACCCUUAAUUAGAAGUCUUCACCAUUUGCUGGUUAAAGGAUAUUUUUUCAAAGUGUUUAGCAUUUUGUAUACGUCAAACUAUUUUAGAAUCCAGAUGAUGAAUGAUCAUAUACUAAUACUUAGCUGUAUUUUUAUAAUUUAAAACAACAAAACUUGGUUUAAUGAAAUUUGACUUGAUCUUGUUUAAAAAAACGUCUCACGUCCACACGUUAGCUUUUCCAAUCCAAAACCCCUAAAGAGUAGAAAACCAAAAUAACCAUUUUUAAUUCCCAGCCUCUUUUUAUACGUAGUCUAAAUUGACAAACACAUCAUUCGCUCUCUUUCUCUUCUUUCUCUAGCUCUCUUGGUUUUUUGCUAAAAACAGAGCAUUUUCUCUCUAGCUCUCACUGUUUCUUUACCAUAAGUUUCGUCAUAUUAGUACAUGCAAGUGUAAGGGAUGGUGAUGGAGGAAGGAAGAAGCAUAGAAGAAGGGCUUUUGCAGCUCAAGAACAAAAACGACGAUUCAGAGUGUCGUAUUACUGCUUGUGUUAUCCUUAGCACUUUUGUCGCCGUUUGUGGCUCCUUCUCUUUUGGUGUUGCUACUGGUUACACUUCAGGUGCUGAGACAGGAGUUAUGAAGGACUUGGAUCUUUCUAUCGCGCAAUUUUCAGCUUUUGGCUCAUUCGCCACUUUAGGAGCUGCAAUUGGUGCACUGUUCUGCGGUAAUCUGGCAAUGGUCAUUGGCAGAAGAGGGACAAUGUGGGUCUCCGAUUUCCUAUGCAUCACUGGUUGGCUCUCCAUCGCUUUUGCUAAGGAAGUAGUGUUGCUGAACUUCGGAAGAAUCAUUUCAGGGAUAGGUUUCGGCUUGACGAGCUAUGUGGUACCUGUCUACAUAGCAGAAAUUACGCCAAAACAUGUUCGUGGUACAUUUACGUUUUCAAACCAGCUUCUUCAAAACGCUGGACUCGCCAUGAUUUAUUUCUGUGGGAAUUUCAUCACUUGGAGGACGUUGGCUUUAUUAGGUGCUUUACCAUGCUUCAUUCAAGUAAUCGGUUUAUUCUUCGUGCCAGAGUCUCCAAGAUGGCUGGCCAAAGUUGGCUCCGAUAAAGAACUAGAAAAUUCACUGUUUCGGCUUAGAGGAAGAGAUGCUGAUAUUUCACGUGAAGCCUCAGAAAUUCAAGUAAUGACCAAAAUGGUGGAAAAUGAUUCAAAGUCGAGUUUUUCAGAUUUGUUCCAGAGAAAGUAUAGAUACACCCUCGUGGUAGGAAUCGGGCUAAUGUUGAUACAACAAUUCUCAGGAAGUGCUGCUGUAAUCUCUUAUGCAAGUACCAUUUUUAGAAAAGCUGGUUUUUCGGUGGCCAUUGGAACGACGAUGCUAGGUAUCUUCGUGAUUCCAAAAGCCAUGAUUGGCCUCAUUCUUGUCGAUAAAUGGGGCAGACGUCCUCUCCUGAUGACUUCAGCGUUUGGGAUGAGCAUGACUUGCAUGCUACUUGGGGUCGCCUUCACAUUACAGAAAAUGCAAUUGCUUUCGGAACUAACUCCAAUAUUAUCGUUUAUAUGCGUAAUGAUGUAUAUUGCAACUUAUGCAAUAGGCUUGGGAGGUCUACCUUGGGUAAUUAUGUCGGAGAUAUUUCCAAUAAAUAUAAAAGUAACUGCAGGAAGUAUAGUUACGUUAGUCUCAUUUUCAAGUAGUUCAAUCGUCACUUACGCUUUCAACUUUCUGUUCGAAUGGAGCACUCAAGGAACGUUUUUCAUAUUCGCGGGUAUCGGUGGAGCAGCGUUGCUUUUUAUAUGGUUGCUCGUUCCAGAAACGAAAGGAUUAUCACUCGAAGAAAUACAAGUUUCACUUAUUCAUCAGCCCGAUGAAAGAAAUCAAACUUAAUUUGAAUUAUUUUAUUUUAUUAUAAAAAUGAUCAAAUUCAGUUUAUGGUGUUAUAUUUGUUUAUUUACAAACAAGGAUUUUUUUUUUUCAUUAUGUAAUUACUACUUUAUUUUUCUGGGUAAUUAGCCCCAUUUUUAUGAUGUAUAUUUACGAGAUGUAAAACUUGGCCUACGUACAUGUGUAUUUUAUCUCUAAAAUUGCAAAUGUAAUAUUUUUCGGACAUAUAUUAAAGAAGAGAUUGAUUUCUAGU